Paramecium tetraurelia is the source of this 519-nucleotide messenger RNA. RefSeq lists its product as uncharacterized. NCBI's taxonomy places the organism in Eukaryota, Ciliophora, Oligohymenophorea, Peniculida, Parameciidae. The transcript is spliced from 4 exons. The record is from RefSeq and is a predicted model, not a curated record.
AUGUAACAACCGUCCGAAACUAAACAAUCGAUUUAAAGUGGCAGGAUGGUCUUACACCCAUCUCUAAAGUUAGAUAAAUCAGCUGCGUUUUUCAAAAGCACUAGAGUUUAGUUCAUGCUCUUAUGUAAGAAUGAAAUAAGGCAAUCCACGAAGCUGGUUCCCUUUUAUGAGAUCGCCAAUAAAACUCCAGCUGAACAUGAAAUUAAAUCUACAUAUACAACUUCGUCUUAUGCGGAUGAUUAUAAAGUGAGACCCAAUUUGCAUGUUGGAUCUACUAAUAAACUAUUAGAGCCCUACAAUACAGGAUCAUUUAGAUCCAGAUUGCCUGAACCAGAUGCUCCAAUUUUAACUAAAAAUGCCUCUCAAAUCGAAUUAGGAGAUAGACAUUUCAAUGUAAAAAGACAUUUCUUAAGCACUGCUCAUAAUGUCUAUGGAAAUUUUGGAAAGUAGGGAAAUAUUACAAAUCCAGGAAUAUUAUCAGAGAAAACUAAAUGGCAUCAUCAUUUAUAAUAAAAAUGA